AUGGACAACGAAGCCACCACGACCUGCAGCCACAAGCUGCGUGAAGCGUGCCUGACCAUUCCCAAGGCAGAACUACACCUCCACAUCGAGGGCACGCUUGAGCCAGAGCUCAUGUUCGCGCUGGCCAAGCGCAACGGGGUGGAGCUGGACUACGCCUCCCUCGAGGAGGCCCACCAGGCGCGUGAGCACUUCACCAGCCUGUCCUCCUUCCUCGACCUCUACUACCAAGGAGCCAAGGUGCUGCAGAAGGAGGAGGACUUCUAUGACCUAACGAGAGCCUACUUGACCAAGAGCAAGAAGCAGGGCCUCGUCCAUGCCGAAAUCUUCGUCGACCCGCAGACUCACACCCUUCGCGGCAUCUCGUGCGCCACCGUCUUCAACGGUAUCCGUCGCGCAUUCGAGGAGGAGAAGGAUGUGACGUGCUUCCUCAUCGUGUGCUUCCUCCGCGACCGCAGCGCCGACGAGGCCGCUCAAGUCCUCGAUGAUAUACUUCCCUAUGUCAAGGAAGGACUCGUGCGCGGCGUGGGCCUGGACUCAGCCGAGGUGGGCAACCUGCCCAGCAAGUUCACCCGAGUCUUUGCGCGCGCUCGCGAGCUGGGCCUCCACCGGGAGCGAAUCGAUCAUGGCGUGAGGUGCAUGGAGGAUCCCGCGCUCGUGGAGCACCUGCGCACUCACCGUAUCCCUUUGACCGUGUGCCCGUCGAGCAAUGUGCGACUGCGCGUCUUUCCCACGCUCGCCGAGUCCAACAUCGGCGCCAUCAUCAAGGCCGGCCUCACCGUGACGCUGAACUCGGACGAUCCGGCAUACUUUGGCGGGAGCUAUGUGGGCGACAACUACGCGCAGGUGGCGGAGACGUUCGGCUUGUCCCUCGGCGACGUCGAGACCCUCGCGCGCAACUCGAUCGAGGCCUCCUUCCUCUCCGACAGCGAGCGCCAGCGCCACCUCGCCCUCAUCAACGCCUGGAAGCUGUCUCUCUCCUAA
This is a messenger RNA of Acanthamoeba castellanii str. Neff, 981 nucleotides long. RefSeq names its product adenosine deaminase. The transcript has 7 exons. Gene Ontology annotation, biological process: IMP salvage; adenine catabolic process; hypoxanthine salvage. The coding region runs from base 1 to 981 and encodes 326 amino acids. The record is from RefSeq and is a predicted model, not a curated record. Gene Ontology annotation, cellular component: cytosol. Gene Ontology annotation, molecular function: adenine deaminase activity; AMP deaminase activity. NCBI's taxonomy places the organism in Eukaryota, Discosea, Longamoebia, Acanthamoebidae.